Molecule: messenger RNA, 2216 nt
Organism: Blastomyces dermatitidis ER-3
Lineage: Eukaryota; Fungi; Ascomycota; Eurotiomycetes; Onygenales; Ajellomycetaceae
Exons: 3
Coding region: 1134-1454 (106 amino acids)
Source: RefSeq, a predicted model, not a curated record
AUAUAAGAUCGAAAUCGGGAAACAAACCAACUCAUACUCUCCAGAUUAAUAUUGCCUUUACAACUUAUGGUAUGCGCAAAUCGCAGCAUCUCGACCCGAUGGAAUUCAUUUCGAAUACCUGUCAGAGCGACUGGCCACAAAACCAAUGGACAAUCUUAGGGAACAAAUAUGUUAAUGCAUAGACCAUGAAAUAGAGAUGUAGUGAGGUGGGGCAUCAUGAUCACCCAGCCUUACACAUCAUACUAAUGCAUGAUGGAGAGAUGACAAAACUAUCUAGUCUAAACCCGUGUCUUCAAAGGUGGGCUGCAGUGGCAACUUGCCCCAGCAAGUAUAUAUACCUUGGAAUAUGGGACAUAUAAAUAUACCACAGCCCUUCUCUGUGGAGUUCGGAGACUUAUCGGUCCAUCGCUCCAAGCGCGGCAGAAGUAUCCGCAACCCAAAUUAAGGGUUCAGCUUCGGCAUAUUUUUGAUAAGUUCACGGAGAACAAAAAGACCCCAAAAUUUCAGAACUCAGCUCGCAUAUGCUCCCUUGGAGAUAUCAUUCGAGAGCAACGCGCAGGGAUUACAUUGUAAUUAUUAUUAUCGGGCUUUGGCGCAUCCCUUCUCAUUGACACUGGAGGUGUUUAAAAAUAGUCUUUGGCGAUUGUUAAGGAACGCCUUUGACGAGGGGCUUCCUCGGCUGAGAUGUCGAUUGAUUCUCACAUACUUUGAACGUACGCUACCUGUGCUGAGCCAAAAGCACCGAGAAAGCCGGCUAUAAAGAGAGCCCUUUCCAGGGCUGAAGAAUUGGGGAAACAUGAAAGAAAGGUUGCCACGGCCAUCAAAGUUCCCAUUCAUUCGAUAUCUUUCUCCCGUUGACCAACUUAUACUUGAUAUAACCCAGCAUUGAAAAUGACAGAAAACACUUCCUCCUUCAAGAAUGAAGCAUAUACUUUUCCGCAGGGGAAGGCGGAAAUCAGCAGGUUAAUGAACUAGCACCCACUCUUUGUUCGAUGGGCUGGGGGAUUAAUCCAAGCAGGCGUCCCUAAGGACGAUAUUAAACGAGUUGCAGAUGUCGCAACCGGAACAGGGUAAACGACUCUCUUCCUUUAGCUAUUUUCGGUCAUGUAUUAAGAUAAAACAAUCGGAGGCUGAUGAUGCGCACAUAUGUUAGGGCUUGGUUGAUUGAUGUCACGAAUGAAUUAAACAACCCCACAAAUGUUUAUCAAGGAUUUGAUAUAACGGCUGCAUCAUUCCCCUCAGACACCCCGAACGGGAUUGGAAGCUUUAGUUUUUCCCAACACAAAGCGAUAGAGCGUUUUCCUGCUGAGUUUCAUGCCAAAUUUGACCUGAUAAACGUCCGCUUGGUUAUACAAGCUUUCAAGGCUGCCGAUGUGCCAAAAGUGAUAUCAAACUUGGUGGAAAUGCUCCGUAUGCCAUGUUCCACUAGCCCCCAAAACAUAAUUUCUUCGUGACAGAAGCGCAAUGUCUCUAGUGUGUAAAUUUCCUGCCAAAAUGGCAUUAUUUUCCCUUUCAGGGCCGGGCGGUUUCCUUCAGUGGGGAGAUCUCUCAUGGAUCGACACCAAAGUCGAACCACCCCAUGAGGACCUCGAAGUAGCCCUGGAGCUCAGUCGUUAGCAUAUGAGGUUUCAUGGUGUAGCUGAAAAGUACGUAUAAAUGCUGAAGCAAUUUCAUCCCCUUUCUUUCUUUCCCUCCACCAAACCAUUGAAAUAAGACAGAAAAAUAAAAACCCAGCCUUCCUACCCUCAUCGAUUCCACCAUGAGAGAACUGGGGAUGCAAGAUGUACCCCUCGUAAAAAAUCGACACGUGAGGCUGUCCCUAAUGCUGAAGAAGAGGAGAGCGCGAGCAAGCCAGCCCUUCUAGCUAUGCUCCCGAAGGAAGGUCUCGGAGACGCAGAUGCUGUCAGAGAAUAAGCCUGUCAACACUGCGGAGAUCGAUGCAAGACGGGUCGAGUUAGCUGGUCGUUUCGAGCAGGCUUUUGCGAGCGGCUAUACUUUGACAUGGUAUUUCUGCCUGAUUGUGGGGAAUAAACCCCUGGCAUGAGUGAGAGGGAUUCAUGUAACAUGAUUGCUUAUUUUCUCCCUUUCGAGUAUUUAUAAUUAGCAGAGAGUCAACGAAAUCUAAGUAAAUUGGAUUAAAGCCCCUUUUUGUGCAGGGAAUGAGAUAAGUCUGGAGCUGCUUACUUGUGGUUUCUAUCAAGACAGCGCGCUGCGCG